AUGUGGUUGAAAAAUUCAAUAUUUGCAAAAAUGGGUCCGUUUAGAACUUUUCUUGCAUAUUAAGUCAAGAAUAUUCACUCUCAAAACUCAGAUCAAAUCCAAAAAUCCCAAAUCCAAAUCCAAUCGAAGAAGAAGAUUUCGAAUCGGAAUUCCAGCUCCGACUCCGACGAUCGGAACCAAUGGCGCUUCAAUGGAUGAUACUCACCUACGUAGUGGCAGCCGAAGCACUCUUAGCUAUUCUCUUAACUCUUCCUUCACCUAAGCUUCUCAAGAAUCGCUUCGUCUCUUUGAUCUCUCUCAUACUCCAACCUUGCCUCUUCAUCGUUCCCUUCGCCGGUUUUCAGCUCCUCGAUAUCUACUGGAAGAACGAGCAUCGCUUGACGUGUACAUCUGACAUUUGUACGGCUACUGAGAGAGAUCGAUUUGAGAAAACUACCUACAAAGCUCAAAGGAAUGUAAUUCUCUGCGCUGCUGCUGUCAUUCUUUAUUGGUGCCUUCACCGCAUUUGCAAGUACCACAAAGAUAUUCAAGCCUUGGAGGAAGUCGAGAAGCGAUACAAGGAUCAGUAAGAGGUUUAUAUCUCAUACCCUUUAUAAAUUAGAUGCAGUUGAUCGAGCCGACAGUCUUUUUUUUUCGGAUUAAAAAAAUGAAACUCUCUUUAGGGUGGCAUGUUGUAUUAUCUACUUGUGUUUUUUUCUUCUGAAUCUGGUUUUAAUGGCCUGUAGUGUUGACCCCAUAUCAAUUUCCUUGAUUCCCACCUCUUUUUCUUAACUAAAGAAAAGUAUAAAAACAGUAAUAGAUAUUAAAAUAGCUUGAUUUUUUUUU
Messenger RNA from Cannabis sativa, 825 nucleotides. RefSeq lists its product as uncharacterized. Gene Ontology annotation, cellular component: endoplasmic reticulum; endoplasmic reticulum membrane. The transcript has 4 exons. Gene Ontology annotation, biological process: endoplasmic reticulum to Golgi vesicle-mediated transport; intracellular protein transport. Lineage: Eukaryota; Viridiplantae; Streptophyta; Magnoliopsida; Rosales; Cannabaceae. The record is from RefSeq and is a predicted model, not a curated record. Bases 180 to 569 code for a protein of 129 amino acids.